AUGGCCCAGGGCGGCAUGAUCCCGAGCGCGUUUCACUGCUCGGCGGCGAUUGGAGCCUGCAGGAAGCGCAGCCACUGGCCCUUGGCAGUGCAGAUGUUGGCCUUCAUGGAGCAACAGCGAAGUCCUCCGAACGUUCUCUGCUUUAACCUGGCCCUGGGCUGCGGGACGACCCCUGCGGCUGCGAGGCUCCUGCUGCGGACAAUGCAACAGUGGGUCUUGUGCCCGGACAUCAUCAGCUUUCGAACUGCACUGGGAAGCUGUGAGCGCGUGGCCGAUUGGGAGGAGGCAUUGAGCCUUUUCGAGGAGAUGGACAUGGCCAAGGUCCUGCCCGACCAGCGAUGCUACACCGCGCUGAUUCGAGCCCUCGGCCGCCAAGACCUCUGGGACCGGGCCCUCCAGGCCUUUGCGGAGAUGCGAACUGGUGGGCCGACUUCGGACCAGAUCGCGUACUGCUGCACCAUGGACGUGUGUGAGAAGUCCGGCCACUGGGAAUGCUCGCUGCAGCUGCUGCAGACUCUCAAGGAGGACAGUUUGAUGCCAGAUGUCCAAAGCUACGGAAGUGCCAUCAGCGCUUGCGACACCGGCGCUGCCUGGGAGUCGGCCGUGGGCCUCCUCGCUGAGAUGGAGGAGGCAGCAGUUGUGCCCAACGCCGUCGCUGCCAGCGCCGCGCUAAGCGCGGCGGAAACGUCCGGUGCAUGGCAGGUUUGCUUGGCCUUGAUGUGCAGCUUGCAGCAGUGGCGUCUGCCGGCGACGGCCUUGCAGGCAGCGUCCGCGGCCAACGCCCUGCGCCGGGUGAAGGGCCAGGAGGCGGCCUGGCAUCUGCUGGAGGCCGUGCGGGACAAGUGGCGGCGUGAAGCUGGGGCGGAUCCCUCAGUGUCAGAUGAGCUGGAAGGUGCCGGCUGGUCUUCUCCGGGUGUCCUAGCUCGGGGCGCUGGGGUGGCGGCCCUGUCCAAGCCAUCAGGCCGGAGCAGCGAGGCUAUCCUUGACGAGCUUUCUGGUCGGCUGGGCGUGAGGUUGGAGAGCGUAUCGCGGCUUGAUUUUCCCACGUCGGGAGUACUUCCCGUGGCUUUGGGCGACAUGGCCUCCGUCGCGUUCAAGUGGAUCCAGGCACAGUUUGCGGCCCGCCUGGUGGAGAAAGACUAUCUCUGCCUGGUCGAAGGUCCGGCUUUGGGGCCGGUGGGUGCCGAGGGAUGCAUUGAGUUGCCGCUCCGGGACGUCGCGGGUUCAAUGGGGCGGAGCGAGGUCGUCGCCCACGGCCGCCCCGCGCGAACCGAGUUCCGGGUCCUCGAGCGCUUCGCCGGCCUCCAGGGCCAAGGUGACGAGCUGAUGCUCCUCCGUGUGCGCCUGCUCACAGGGCGGAGGCACCAGAUCCGCGUGCACUUUGCCGCCAUCGGCCGACACGUGGUCGGAGAUCUGACUUACGGACGGCGAUGGCAGUCGUGUCUUCCAUACUGCCCGCGGCUCUGGCUGCACUGCGAGAGAAUCGAACUGCGAGAUCUACAAGGUCAUCAGUUCAUCGCCUCUGCACCACUCCCGGAAGAGCUUGAGGUGGUGCUCUCCCAGCUUGGGCCGAUCGCCUCCGAAGCCGGCGGAGCAGAUGGCGUGGAGAAAAGCGAAAACAGCUCGUGA
This is a messenger RNA of Symbiodinium natans, 1629 nucleotides long. Lineage: Eukaryota; Dinophyceae; Suessiales; Symbiodiniaceae. The record is from the annotation of a GenBank genome assembly.